Messenger RNA from Caenorhabditis remanei, 660 nucleotides. RefSeq lists its product as uncharacterized. The record is from RefSeq and is a predicted model, not a curated record. Lineage: Eukaryota; Metazoa; Nematoda; Chromadorea; Rhabditida; Rhabditidae. Bases 1 to 660 code for a protein of 219 amino acids. The transcript has 5 exons.
AUGCCCUUCCAACCUUGGCAAUCGAAUCCAGAUCUGACGGAGAAUUUGGAAAUCUCCCGACCUCAUCGACUUGAUGUAAUCUACCCUAGUGAGACCCCCUCGAAUCGAAUUUAUCGUUCGGCGAGUUUAGGCGGUAACUUAAAUUCUACACUGAGCUCUCCGGAUGACUAUGAGCUUUUCUAUACGCCACGAGCCACUAUUAAGCAAAGAGAAAAACUGAUGAUUCCGGAGAUUGUGUUCAAUUCAAUUAGUCCUGCGACGGAAGUGUCGGCGAAUACAGGGAGAAGCACGACGAGUUCGAAGCAUAUGUAUACUGCCAAUAAGCAGAAGAAUUCGAGGCAGUUUAAGCGGUUCGACACAACAUCUCCAUUCAAGCAUCGUGAUGUCCGGGACCUUCUGAAGUCCGCGAAACGACGACUCAAGCGAAUCACCGAUGACCAGGAUGUCCAAAUCUUCGGAAAGAAUCGACGAGACUCUCAAGGAUCGAUGUCUGGCGAAGCGAGAGUCCAAUUUGCUCUAUCCCAAACACCGCCAGUCGAGACGAUGUCUUCAGGAUCACCGCCACGUCAUCAUCACACAAAUAAUGCGGCGAACACGAGUACCACAGCCACACAUCAUACACUGUCACCUGUCAUUCAGUGUUUUCAGAAAGAUCAGUAA